AUAUUCAAGCAUUAGUACCUGCGUCAAGUAAAAAAAUAAAAGACUUAAAAAGCUAACAUGCCGAGUAACCGUUCAAGUAAGUUGAAGUAACAAGCUAAGCAAGAACGAUCCCAAUUACGUCAAAGAAGCGUCGCUGUUGCCAUUUCAACACCCCAUUCAGCUUCUUGAUGUUCUCCAGAUUAUUAGUAAUUUAUACGAUAUUCCUGCCUAUUAUCAAGCCGUGGCUUUCCUUGACCAUAUUAACUUACGUCACAGAAGAUUUAUCGAAAUUACCUGGCGUUGCUGAGUGUUGAUAACACGGCCCAGAGAUCCUCACGGGAAGGAAGCAGCUACCCCUACCUAGUUUUAGCUCCACUUCAUUAUACAAAUAGAUGCUCAAUGGCUUCCAACGGGUAUGGUGUCGUGCCAAACAAUCCCGAUGAAGAGCAACAGCCUUUGCUCGGCACUAGCGGCGGUGGCAGCAGCGGCUGUGGCCAGACACGCGUAUUGGCAAGAUGGAAGCAAAGGAUGAUGACGGACGUGCGUCGCGACUGGGCUGAUCUGGUUCUCCUCGCCUGUUACAUCAUCACGGGCCUCCUUGACAGCGCUUCCAUAUCCACGUGGGGCUCGUUCGUCUCGAUGCAAACAGGAAACACGGUAUACUUCGGCCUUGGCCUCGCCGCCCCCCACGAAUCCACGCGGUGGAUCAAAUCCGGGACAUCGCUCGGUUGCUUCUGCAUCGGCUCCGUCUUCUUCAGCGCCCUGCACCGGAAGCCCUCGCCCUCGCCCAAGCGGCGCUGGGUUCUCUGCGCCUCCUUCGUGCUGCAGAUGGUGCUCAUCGCCGGCGCCGCAGCCGUGCUGACCUUCGGCCCGCAGUCGUCCGCCGUGGACCGGAAAGAGUCGAUCGACUGGCCCGUCCUCGUCCCCAUCGCCCUCGUCGCCUUCCAGAGCUGCGGGCAGGCCGUCGCCAGCCGCGCCCUCAAGUACAACGCCCUCACCAGCGUCGUGCUCACCAGCAACUACUGCGACCUCUUCUCCGACGCCGAGAUCCUGGCCCCGCACAACCCCGAGCGCAAUCGCCGCGUGGCCGCCCCCAUCUUGCUCUUGAUCGGUGCUGUCCUCGGCGGUGUCUUGGCCAGGAGUCCGGUCGGCGCUGCUGGUGUGCUGUGGAUAGCUGCUGCUAUGAAGCUGGUGGUGGUUAUCUCGUGGUUGCUCUGGCCGGCUGAGAAGGCGUAGUGGUUGUAGCAUUCGCCCAUGUUCCAUUUCGUGCAUAUUCAGUACCUACAAGGAUUACAGGUGUGUUUGUUUUAAAUACCGGUACCAGAAUCUAUCCAGUCAGUUCAGUAUGUACAACAUCUUGUAAUGCAAUACUACCUACCUAUUAAUUAGGCACUUACCACGUA
Molecule: messenger RNA, 1382 nt
Organism: Hypoxylon fragiforme
Lineage: Eukaryota; Fungi; Ascomycota; Sordariomycetes; Xylariales; Hypoxylaceae
Exons: 4
Coding region: 379-1215 (278 amino acids)
Source: RefSeq, a predicted model, not a curated record